Messenger RNA from Plasmopara halstedii, 1695 nucleotides. RefSeq lists its product as uncharacterized. The transcript has 6 exons. The record is from RefSeq and is a predicted model, not a curated record. Bases 1 to 1695 code for a protein of 564 amino acids. NCBI's taxonomy places the organism in Eukaryota, Oomycota, Peronosporomycetes, Peronosporales, Peronosporaceae.
AUGUUUUUAAGAGGCGCAUCUGCAAUGGCGUUAGCUCCUGGUCCGUCAACACCAAGACGGAGGCAUCGAAACACCAGUGUGGCCUCUGUGCAUUUACGACGCGUUUUUGCCAAGAGCGCUGCUGAUUCUCUACUACCCUCUUCUUCAAACCAAAAAGCGGGGGUUGAUGGUCGUGAACGUUGUCGAGCCCAUUUAAAGGAGCCUCAAUUACUUUGCUUUCAGCCUCAAUACCAAGAGCAACUUGAGUCAAAACUUACGAUUGCGUCUUUACAGGAAAAUUUGUCGGCUCUUGUAAGCUUUAAUAAGAGAGAGAAAGCUUUGUCGGCCUCACUGAAAGACGAAGUGGCUCGACUUACUGAGGAACUCGCCAAAUUAAAAGAGACUCACGAGGCUAACAAAAAGGAAGAGAUGAUCUCGAAUGCGAUUUUGGAGAUAAAAUCUGAGUGCGAUAGCGACAAACACUUUUUGCCUGAUAUCAGUUCAGGCGUGUUGGCGGCUGGCUCACAAUCAACACUUCAGCAAAUGGAGUCGAAUCAGAGUAAGAUGUUAUCGCUCGAAGGCCGAUGCCAACAUAUGACGGAGAAUAACAAGAAGCUUCUUGCAACGAUCGAGCAAUUGAAGAAGACUCAGACCGAAACAAACCUUCAAUUAGAUGAAUUAAGACAACGUAAUGUGCAUCUUUUAAUUGAUGCAGAGAGCAUGAACAGCACAAUUUCGUCUCAGGCAGAAAUUAUUUGUGAUCUACGAUCUACAGUCGAAAAGCUGAGUCACGAUAUGAAGCAUGUUGGAAAUCUGCACAACACAUUGGUGCGAUGUCAACGCGAGCUCGAUGCUGUAAAAGAGCGUGAAAAGCAGCUUCAAGAGAAGCAUGAACAACUGCAGAUGUCGGCAAGGGAAGAGUACGAGGUACUGAUGAGCAAAUUUCUAGUGACUCAGCAGCGUCUUUCGAAAAUCGAUUCAACAACUGAUCAAGACUCCGUCUCAGAGAUCGAGAUAAAGAGUCUACAGCAGGAGAAAAAGGUGUUACAAAUCGAUCUUGAAGCCAUGACGUCCCGAUGCAAUGAUUCGCAAGCACAAGUCGAUAAAUUGAAGAAAGCAUCAAAAGUCCUUAUACAGAUGAAGAAACUGAUGAAGACAGAGAAAAAUGACGUUGAAGCGCUUCUAGCUCUUACUCGACAGAAGUUCGAGAUCUCGCUUGAACGACAAAGAAAAACAGAAAAGCUCAAUGCAUCCCAAAAAGAAUUCUACAACUUGUUUGAAGCAAGGAAUGAAGAAGUGACGACUUUAAUACAGAAAGUGAUGCAGUUAGAAGACUGCAUUGAGGAGCGAGAGCUGCGUCAAAGAGAAAUCGUAGACGAUUUUCACAGAGUAAAUGCUGAGUUACAGGGUCUAAAGCAGCUAUCUCAAGACGACACAGUUCAAGCUUUGCAGAUGGCACGACAAAAGGCUGGAUCAUAUGAAGCUUUGACACUGCUCAAUGAGGAAAAGAAGGGUUUGGAAGAUCAAGUUCGACUCCUACAAGAGAGACUUGAAGCUGAACGAGUGAUAUGUCAUGAAGAAAAGGAGGCGAAGACCCAGUUACGAGAAAUGCUCGACACCCGCGAUUCAGUAAUCGAAGAAUUAAAAAAGGAGAAUGCUGCAUUGCUCGAGCAAAUGAGGUAUUCUCCUAAGAUUGAGAAUCCUUCACAGAAAUAG